AUGGGAGCUCGGGAGGAGGAGGACGCUCCGCUACCAAUUGAGGGCGUCGUCGACAACCGCGGGCAGCCGAUCUUCUCCCAGGCCGCCGUCGGUGGCUGGCAUUCUGCUGCCUUCAUCAUCAUAGCAUCGCCCGCCACCGCCCUCUUCCUCUGCUUCUGAGCGAGACUCGAUGACCACUAGUGACCAAAACUUCGUCACAUCGUUGCACUGAAGGGGCCGAGGUAUUGCAGUGGUGGCGCUCUUUCUGGAGUCUGACGUCAGCGGCAGUCGGGAGAGCUGCCUCCCCUCCCAAUUUCAGACUGCGGUUUUCUUCUUCGCGUUGUACUUGUUGGCUGUCGCGCAGGGCGGCCACAUGUGCGACAGCCUUCGGGACCAACCAACUCGACAGCAACGACCCAGAAGAGUGCAAGUCCGAGAGCUCCUCCUUCAACUGGCUGUAGAUCUCCAUUGGCAUGGGGUUUGCAGUGUUACUGAUGUCUUACAUCCAGGACUUCUCUUUCAUCCUCUUCUUGGCUAGCACGAGGUGUUGAAUCUGAAGGAUCUUGUGUUGAGAUAGAUGAAGAAUGACAAAACAUAAUCAGAAUAGAUUGAAACCAUACUUGAAUCCAUGAAGGCGCAAGUACGAGGAUGACCUUUUAGAUUUGCACAAGAGAGUCAUCCAAUGACUUGUUCUAAAGAUAUGAGAUGUUCUAAGAGUAACAAUGUGUGACCUGAGGACCAUGACCCUCUAUUUAUAAAUAAGAGAUGGUUAGCCUGUUGGUGUCCUUUUCUAAUUUAGUUCAUCAUAAAAUUGAAAUAAGAUAGUCUCUACACAUUUAUAUUUAUGCCUAUACUUAUGAGAGAGGUCAUAAUCACAAAUACUUAAACUUUAAUGAAUUACUUUAAGUAGGAUUAAUUUAAUGAUAGUCUCAUAAUAUAUAAUUCAUAUAUAUAAUUAUCUACAUUGAGAUUAAUUCUAACAAUCUCUCACUUGGAUUAAAUAUAUAUGAUAACUUGAUAUUGUACAUUAUGACCUUAUGAGCUCAAAAUAUUUGCUAUCAUUGCCAAUGACAUCUUCAAGAAUCUCAUUCAUCAUUAUACCAAUAUAGAACUAAAAAGAUUUUUGUUCACAUUUUUUGUGUGAUUGAAUCCAACAAUAAUCACGUAUAUUGAUAUAAUGAACGACAUAGAUCAAGUAUGGAUGUGUAGUAUGAAAAUUAUAUGAAGUAUGACUCAUACACGUACAUUUUCAACUGUCCUCUUUAUUUCGAAUGGAGAUCAAACAAUCAUAUUCAGAAUGAAAAUAAUCAUAAACUUUAUUCAUACAUGAAAUAGCUAGAGUAUAUGUCUAUAACUAUAUGAGCAUCAAAAUACAAACUCCCACUGAAAUUACAUAUCUUCAUGAAGUAUUACACCCAUAUGAGCAGCAUGUUCAUGAAAAACUAUUGGUGACAGUUCCUUAAUAAGUUGA
Messenger RNA from Spirodela intermedia, 1450 nucleotides. The record is from the annotation of a GenBank genome assembly. Lineage: Eukaryota; Viridiplantae; Streptophyta; Magnoliopsida; Alismatales; Araceae.